AUUUGAACAAAUAUACAAAAAGUGGUCGGAAGCACGUUAAUAGGUCCAAUGUAUACGAUUGAUUGGGACUUAACGAGAAUAUCUCUAUCUGGUCGCCUUCAAGAGCUUUCGUUGUCGUCGAUCUGACUUCUCCGAUUCGGUGGCAAUUUAAUCGGAGAAUUCACCGUUUCCCACCGCCGCGUCAAAUUCCAAAAUCAUCCACGAUCUUAUCUCUCCUCUUCCUGCUAAUCACAAAACAAAUCGCACAUUGAUCAAAGAGACGUUUGGGAAAUCUGAUCAAAGAUGGUGGAGAGAACGAUGAGUUUGGGGGUGGGAGGUAAUAAUGGAGAAUUCUCAGGGGUAAGAGAAACGAUGUGGGCACAACAAGAGCUUCUUCAAAAGAUCAACCAAGAGCUUGACGCUGAACGUGAAGCUUCUUCAUCUGCUGCGAGCGAGGCUUUAUCGAUGAUUCUACGGCUUCAGGGUGAGAAAGCAGCGUUGGAGAUGGAGGCUAGUCAGUACAAGAGGAUGGCGGAGGAGAAGAUGUGUCAUGCCGAGACCUCUCUUGCGUUUUUCGAAGAUCUUAUUUAUCAGAAGGAAAUGGAGAUCGCGUCUCUUGGGUUCCAGGUUCAGGCCUAUAGGUGUAAACUACUUAGCCUUGGUUGCUCUGAUCCGGCUGUGAUUGAGAACAAGUUCCCCGAAAAUCUCAUCUUUUUCGGCGAAACUUAUCGUGGGAAUCAAAAGAGGACGAUGAAGAGAAAUCUAUCGAGCCCAUUUGAUGGCAUAUCUAGUGAAAGAAGCUUACUUUUGUCUGAUGUUAGUGGUGAAAGUUUUGAAGAGAAGAAAGGUCUUGUUGAGAGUUCUCUGUCUCCUCGUGAAGACUUGAAUACUUAUUGGGAACAGAUCAGGAGAAUAGAUGAGCAUGUUAGAGAGAUUUCAGAUUCAAGAGAGGUUCAGAAGGAAUCUAGAUUCCCUUUGCUUAGGCGUGAGUCUUUGUCACAUGCGUUGGUGUCACAGGUUAGCAAUACUAUCCUUGAGUCAGCUAAGAGUGAUGUCAGUACGAUCAUGGAGAUAAUGAAAAACCCUGAAAGAUACUCUGUUAAAGACACUUCUUUAGAGACACCGAUCCUGUCUCCGAAAAAUGUUCAAGACAUCUUUGAGGUUCCUAGGACGAAGGAAAGCCUUACAAUCAUCUCGGAAGAAGAGGAAGACGAAGAAAGAAAUAAAGAAUCACAGGUUAGAGGCAAGAUGGUGAGUAGUAGUUACGAAAGAAAAGUGAGUAAGCCGCCUAGAGAUACCAGUAUCAAGGGAGAACAGUUGGGUUUGCUUAAGGAGAUUCGAGAACAGCUUAAUGUAAUGCAGUCAGAGAUAAGAAGCUUAAGAUCAGAACUCCAUCAAUCUAAACCUGUGUGUCAAGCUGAAGAGGAUCGAGCCCUUCACUCAAUUCAAGAGGCAAUGCUUCACUUCUGGCUUUAGAAGCUACCAUGCGGUGUGGAACUAGUUAUGUAAAUUUACUUAACCUUUCAAGAAGAUUGAAGGGAUGUAAAAAAAAAUAUUGAUUGAUUUCAGAGUAACACUCUGGUAUUUGUAUGUAACUCCAUUGGCAUUGUGAAAAACAAAAACUGAAAAUCUCUCCCUGA
Capsella rubella is the source of this 1619-nucleotide messenger RNA. RefSeq lists its product as uncharacterized. NCBI's taxonomy places the organism in Eukaryota, Viridiplantae, Streptophyta, Magnoliopsida, Brassicales, Brassicaceae. The record is from RefSeq and is a predicted model, not a curated record. Bases 283 to 1455 code for a protein of 390 amino acids. The transcript has 4 exons.